UUGUCUUCGAUAUUUUCCUGUUUUAAUGAUAAUAAGGUAACUAAUUGGUCAUUAGUUCACUACCAUACACACUUGCUUAGUGAGUGCAGUGCGAUCUCAGGACACUACCAAUACCGCAGUUAAAAAAAGUGUAUUUUCUAAGCAAUAGCACCAUGCAUAAUCAGGGAGUGAAUAGGAUAGUAUGGCUUGUGGUGUUGUUGGUUUUGACGUUAUUAGCCGUCCUAGGCGUGUGCUUGAAGCGGUACUGCUACAGACAUCAGAGAAGGCUAAAUCGUGGAGCAGUGUUAGCACCGCCGGUCGUAGUCUCACCGUCCGUCUGUCCCACAACAGUACACCAUGGAAACCCGGUUAUGCCUGGUUAUCCGCCUGUCAACCCGGGAGCAGAAUACAACUCUGCCGGAUAUCCAGGAGUAUCAACGGUACCCGAUGAUCCAACGGGAAUGAAGAAAUAUCCUAUGCCGCCGUCGUACGAGUGUGCCACGGGUUCAUCGUCGACGUCUUAAGCAUAUGCGCGUAUGUGAUGCAAUAGCCUAUCUGCGCACGCGCACCAUCAUCAUCAAAUUCAUUUUUACAUUCUAUAGUAUAUGAUACUUGACUGAAUAGUUACAUCAAUAAAUCUGUUUUAUAUUUUA
This is a messenger RNA of Pectinophora gossypiella (pink bollworm), 632 nucleotides long. RefSeq lists its product as uncharacterized. NCBI's taxonomy places the organism in Eukaryota, Metazoa, Arthropoda, Insecta, Lepidoptera, Gelechiidae. The transcript is spliced from 4 exons. Bases 153 to 503 code for a protein of 116 amino acids. The record is from RefSeq and is a predicted model, not a curated record.